AUGUCAAGUGUACAAGAACAAGAGUUACCAGAACCAGACCAUUACAACGAUGUUAUGAGUGGUGACGGUCAAGAUGAUGAUGAUGAUGUUGAGAUGCUAGAUUCUGUGAAUGAGGAUCCAACUGUUGGUUGUGCACCUGCACAAGUUGCACGUGGAAAGAAAAAUAGAUUUAGAUCCGAAGUUUGGGAAUUUUUUAAACUCGUUAAGUAUAAGGAUGGUACAACGAAGGGGGUGUGCAAGGCUUGUAAUGUAGGAUAUAAAUAUGAAAGCCAAAGAGGUAGAACCUCAGCCAUGAAAAGGCAUAAGUGCAUUAAACGUCAGUCUAUGGACGUAGGGCAGAUGAUAUUAGCUUCACAAAAUAGCCAGCUGUCUACCCGUGUACACAAGGUUGAUCAAAUGAAAUUACGGGAUUUGUUCUCAGCUUUACUCAUUGCAAGAAAUGUUCCAUUUGCUUUGGUGGAGUGGAAAGAGUUUAGGGAUAUAUGUGCUUAUUUAAAUGAUGACUUUAAACCGAUAUCAAGGAAUACUGGGAAAGCCGAUGUGGUAAAGAAACAUAAAGCACAAAAAGAAGUUAUUCGCAACAGAUUGAAACUUGCUCCAGGUAGGAUAUGUCUAACAUCAGACAUGUGGACUUCUGUAACAACUACUGGAUAUAUAAGCUUAACUGCGCACUAUCUUGAUAAAGAUUGGGUAUUGCAAAAGAAGCUUCUGAAUUUCUCUCCCCUUCCACCACCUCAUACAGGUGAACACCUUUCUUCUAAGUUAUUUGCAAUGAUAGAAGAUUGGGGAAUUGAAGAAAAGGUAUCCAACAUCACCUUGGAUAAUGCUGCAAAUAACGGAGCUUGUGCUGGAAUUAUGAAGAGUAGACUUGUUGCAAAGAAGAUCUUGUUGAACGAUGGAAAAUACUUUCAUGUGCGUUGUUGUGCUCAUAUCUUAGCUCUUAUUGUAAAAGAAGGACUUACGAAGAUUGAUCCAGCCGUGCUUAAGAUUCGAGCGUCAGUGAAGUCCCUUAAAAAGUCCCAAGUAAGAAAACAAAAGUUCUUGGACAUUGUUGAAACUUUAGGAAUGUCUGGUCUGAAAAAGGGUAUUCGGCAAGACGUAAAGACAAGGUGGAAUUCAACUUAUCUUAUGUUAGACAGUUGUAUCUUGUAUAAGCCAGUUUUCUCUCAUUUGAAGUUGGUGGAUUCAGACUAUGAAGACUGUCCAACUAAUGAAGAAUGGGAACAAAUUGAAGUAGUCACAAAGUUUCUCAAGGUGUUUCAUGAACUCACAAAGGUUUUUUCUGGUAGUAAGUAUCCUACUUCCAAUCUGUAUUUUGAAAGAAUUUGUCAAGUUCAGGUGUUACUAAAGAAAGAGAGCAGAAGUAAUAUUGAAUUCAUUAGGAACAUGGUAAAAGAGAUGCAAGCAAAAUUUGAUAGUUACUGGAAGGAGUUGAGUCCUAUAUUGGCUAUGGCAGUUGUGUUAGAUCCUAGAUCGAAAAUGAAUUUUGUGAAAUUUACUUACUCCAAGUUGUAUCCUGAUGAGAGAGAAUUAGAAUGUCAAGUUGAUAAAGUUCAUAGUAAUAUAAAAGCACUUUUUAAUGACUCAAAAUUUGAGUGUUCAAAAUGGUGGGAAUUUGGUGCCCAAGAAGGGAGUGAUUUUUUUCAGGAAUAUGUUGCAACACAGGAACGUGGUGGUAAUGUAUUAACUGACUUGUCAGAGUUAGAUGAAUAUCUUGGCGAGACGUACAGAGGUUGUCUAAAUUCACUAGACAUCCUGAACUAUUGGAAGAACCAUGAACAACAAUAUCCAGUACUUUCAAGAAUGGUAGGGGAUAUUUUGUCAAUUCCUAUUUCAACCGUCGCAUCGGAGUCUGCAUUUAGCAUUGGAGGAAGGGUGAUUGAUCGAUUUCGCAGUUCCUUAUUACCUGAAAAUGCUGAGGCGUUAAUAACAACUCGUGAUUGGGAAUAUGGAAUUGGAAAAGAAGAUAUGGAUGAGGACAAUGUGAUCGUUGAAGAAGAUAUAUUAGGAUUUGAACCUGACGCAGUGGAGGAUGGGGCAUUAGAGGAUGUGGAGGAAACCCUAGAAGAUCAAGAGGAAAGGAUAGAAUCAGUGAAUUACCUGAAGUCCUUAUCCAUUUCAUUCUCAGUUUUCUUCCGACCCAAUGCGCCGUUUCUACAAGUGUUUUAUCUAAACAUUGGAGGUACUUUUGGAAAACCUGUUAUUGAUCUUCUUGAAGUGAAGUUUCCGAGUGUUGUUGGGUUAGAAGGCACAAUUGAGGAGUCUAAAUUGCAGGAUCAGAGGUUUUUGAAUUUUAUCGAGAGAAAGCUCGCUCUCCACUAUGAGGCACAAGAUAUAAAGAAAUUCAAUCUCGACACUCGUAAUGGGUUUGAUCCUGAAUGGGAUAAGCUUGAAGAAUGGUUUUCUGCAUUAUUUACAAGGCAUAAUCUUGAAGAGUUUGUGUUCUAUGCAGAAAAUUCGCCGAAUGACGGCUUCCUUCCUUCAUGUGGGAGAUAUGCAUCACUGGUUAUUUUGGAGUUAGAUACAUGGUAUCAAGUUUAUCUUCCUGACGCGAUAAGUUUUCCAAAUCUAAAGAUCUGUCGGCUUACACAUGCUAUCCUGUACAUGUAUUCUGAAGAUCCAACUACACAGUUUUUUUCUAACCUCCCUGUUCUUGAAGAAUUGGAGUUGACGACUGUCAGUGGAAUAUAUGUGAUCAAUUGA
Molecule: messenger RNA, 2703 nt
Organism: Papaver somniferum (opium poppy)
Lineage: Eukaryota; Viridiplantae; Streptophyta; Magnoliopsida; Ranunculales; Papaveraceae
Product: zinc finger BED domain-containing protein DAYSLEEPER-like
Exons: 8
Coding region: 1-2703 (900 amino acids)
Molecular function (GO): protein dimerization activity; DNA binding
Source: RefSeq, a predicted model, not a curated record